Molecule: messenger RNA, 3389 nt
Organism: Felis catus (domestic cat)
Lineage: Eukaryota; Metazoa; Chordata; Mammalia; Carnivora; Felidae
Product: olfactory receptor 51V1-like
Exons: 1
Coding region: 1125-2066 (313 amino acids)
Biological process (GO): G protein-coupled receptor signaling pathway
Cellular component (GO): membrane
Molecular function (GO): olfactory receptor activity; G protein-coupled receptor activity
Source: RefSeq, a predicted model, not a curated record
GCAAAAAUGCUCUUUACGCUCUACUCAAAACUUUUCCCCAAGGAAAAAAAUUGAAAAUAUCUCAAAAGAAAAAAUGAAAUUUGAAUGAAGUAGUUACCUAUAAUUUUACAUACAGCACCAGUGAAUGAUACAAAUAUGAGGAGGAGAAAAUAUUUUAAGUAUUUCACACAUGAGUGCAGAAUUAACCUUAUAUUACUGACACAUAAGUAAAUAUUUUAGCAAUAUGUUUUGUGUCAUUUUUGUAGCACUUUUCCCUAACAUUUUUAUAUAUGGUUCUUUAUAUUAUACCUGUCAAAAAGUAGCUCAGGGGCUCAGAAAGGGAGACAUGUUUACCGAGGAAUUUAGUGAACAGUGAAAGUGACAUUUAGGGAAAAACAAUGAAUAAGUCAAAUGUAAGCCUUAUGGAAAUAUUUUAGUUGAUUUCAGACUGAAACUGAGACUAAAAAUUCCUCAGAAUUCUGAUACGAUCUUUUCCCCUUGGGUGUUUACUUCUUGCCUCCUUCUGAGUGGGUAUUAGAUUUUCAGUUGACACACUGAGUGCCCUUCCCUCCAAGAUAGAAAAGAUCUGUGGACUCCGGGAAACACUACCAGUUGUCCUUUCCUCUCAAUUCCAAGGAACUGCUAACCUGCAGUGACCAGGUGGAAUCUUCCACUUGCAUCAGCCACCAAGAGGGAAGAGUGCCUCCCAGGAGCCUGGGUCCACCCGGCCCACACAAUCCUCUCAUUCCUUCCUCGUAAACCGGAGCCUUCUGACUCCUUGUGCCACAAGCACUGGCCACAGGACAGCGUGCAGAGGCUUCCUCGGGACAGCAGAGCAGGAGCAGCCCUAUGCUCUCAAUGGCUUUGCCACUGUCACUUGCUGUGUGUCCUGCAAGCGGCUCAGAGGGACUAAAAGCAAAUGAAGGGCAUGAUCUGAUUUGCCCACAACGGUCAGGACAUUGAUUUGUUCCCAUAACCUGAGACCUGAUACCAAGGAGCUUCCCUGUGAGACCGUCCUGUACUGUAGAGGACCUGUGCUACAGUGUGAGGACCUGUAUUAGACUCAACUGCUCCCACACAGCAGACACUUUGACAAAACUGUCAGUAAAUAUUGAUCUCAUCUUGAACAUUACCUUCAAAUAAUCAUGCCUGCUUCUUCUGCUUCCAUUAUCAAUACCUCAAUAUUCAUUCUCACGGGGUUCCCUGGCCUGGACCACUACUAUCCCUGGUUUUCCAUUCCCUUCUCCUCCAUCUAUGCCUUGGUUUUUCUGGGAAACUGCAUGGUGCUGCAUGUGAUCCGGACAGAGCCCAGUCUGCACCAGCCCAUGUUCUACUUCCUGGCCAUGCUGGCUCUCACUGACCUGUGCAUGGGGCUGUCCACAGUGCACACGGUGCUGGGGGUCCUGUGGGGACUCAACCAAGAAGUUAGUCGAGAUGCUUGCAUUGCCCAAACUUACUUUAUCCAUGGUCUGUCCUUCAUAGAGUCUGGGGUCCUUCUUGCCAUGGCCUUUGAUCGCUUCACUGCAAUCUGCAAUCCUCUGAGAUACACAUCCCUCCUGACUAACAGUAGAGUCAUUCACUUCAUGGUGGCCAUUUUGAUGAGGGCAGCUUUGUCCAUUCUCCCUGUCAUCAUUCGCCUGAAGCUCUUCCAUUACUGCCGCCCUCACAUCCUCUCCCACUCUUUCUGCCUGCACCAGGACCUGCUCCGGCUCGCCUGCUCUGACAUCCGCUUCAACAGCCUCUAUGCCUUGGCUCUGGUGAUCUGUACCUUGUUGUUAGACGCUGUGCUGAUUCUCAUCUCCUACGUUUUCAUCUUGCACACAGUGCUGGCAAUUGCAUCCCGCGAGGAGAGGCUCAAGUCCUUGCAGACCUGUGUGUCCCACAUCUGUGCUGUCCUGGUCUUUUACAUCCCCAUCAUUGGCCUCACCAUGGUGCAUCGCUUUGGAAAGCAUCUCUCCCCUUCCGUUCAUGUCCUCAUGGGCAACAUCUAUAUUCUCUUUCCACCCCUGAUGAAUCCAAUCAUCUACAGUGUAAAGACCCAGCAGAUCCGAAGCAGGAUGAAGAAGUGGUGUUCCCUGAAAAUGUAGUAAAACCCUUGGGUUUGAUCAGCAAGAAUAUUUUAAGGUCAGAAGAGUAAUGCUACUUCCCAUGUGUGCAACAACUUACAAUUUGAAUAACUUAUUGGAGGGUUUGUUCUUUUAUGAGGUCUUGGAUAUUAAGGAACUUAAGAGAUGUUCUAAUUCAAGAGAGGAAAUAGAACUAACUUUUUCCAAUACACAUUCCAGAAAAGAUUUCUGAAUGUCUGCUAUAGGAUAAUCAUGGCCAUUAUAGAUGUAAUUAUAAGUGUCUUUGCAUUUUGUUGACAUGUUCUUGAAGCGUGUUUGCCAUAUGAAAAUUGUGACCCUCAGUUCAACAAUAUUUUCAUUCCACUUAGACACACCACUGUCUAAAAUUUUGGAAACAUGCCUAUUUAGAUUAUUCAAUUAAUUGGGACUACUAUCAAAAUAUAUAAUAUUGUGUAAUUGGACUUGUUUUAUUCCUAAAGGUGAAGUGCGGAACAUACGAAUCUACUAUGCUAAGCCUUCCCCCACUUUUAUUACUUUUUCCCCAUUAGUGGUAAUGCAAGUCUAUUACAGGAAUUUUGAAAUAAAAAGAUAUCCCAUCCCUCUAUUCCAAAGACUUUAUGCUUACUUCUUUCCAUGCUAUAAAGAUGUGACUUCAUUCCACAUUAAAUGUUCAUUCUUCAUUUUUUCACUAAAUAUAAUGUCAAGAGACUCUGGCUGAGAGCACCUGGCAGUACCCUCCUUGUGAUGAAGACUGGGAUAAAGAUCUGUGGGAACAGACCAGUAAGCACCCCAUUUGUCUGGGGUACAACCAACUACGGUGGCAACAAUGGCCAUGCAAGCAACAUAGUUACGGAACAUAAGAAUAACCUGUUUUCAGGCAUGAGUGUUCCCAAGUCUCUGCCAUAUGUUCUGCCAUGGAAAAACAAUGGGAAUGCACAGUAACUGAAUAUCUAUCUCAUCAAAUGCCAGAUCCUGGAAGACUCUUGCUUCUUCCUGCUACCAGUGAGUUCUUCAUUUUUUUUUCUCCUAGUCUAAUUAUAGAAAGAUAAACUGUGACUUUCAAACUGACAAGUACCUUUUGCUUUUUUUCUCCCUGCUUUGAGUCUCAUUUCAUUUGAUGCAGGAAAGAACCUUCAAACUCAGAACUGCUUCAAAUAAAGCAUCAACAUAGAUUUAAAAAAAAGCGGACAAAAGUAGAAUGAAACCCAUUGCUGGAGGUUGACUUAACACAUUUCAGGUUUUCGAGACACCGGAGUGGCUCACUCAGUUAGGCGUUUGACUCUUGAUAUCAGCUCAGGUCACAAUCUCACAUCUCACGGAUGUCGAGCCCCACCUCAGGCUCCA